This is a messenger RNA of Yarrowia lipolytica CLIB122, 1860 nucleotides long. RefSeq lists its product as uncharacterized. The record is from RefSeq and is a predicted model, not a curated record. Gene Ontology annotation, cellular component: plasma membrane. Gene Ontology annotation, molecular function: symporter activity; nucleoside transmembrane transporter activity. Gene Ontology annotation, biological process: nucleoside transmembrane transport. Lineage: Eukaryota; Fungi; Ascomycota; Dipodascomycetes; Dipodascales.
AUGGACGAGCCUACCAUGCAUCCUCCUCAUAGCCAUUACCCCGCGGACCCCGAGAUGCACCGACACUCGACUUCCAGUUCUCAUCACGUGGAGGACCAGGAGAUCAUCAGCACUGUAGAGAAGAUGGACGAAAAGGGCGGUCUUUCUGCCUCCGUGAGCGAAGAAACCGGAGUUGUGGACCCUCUGGACCCCGACAACGACCCCAACAUCAAGAAGUGGUCGGUCAAGUACAUCAUCCGAAAGUACCGAUGGUGCUUCCACAUCUUCUGGGGUGUGUUUUUCACCGCCUGGUGGAUCUCCAUUGUCGCCCAGGACAAGCACAGACACAUGUGGCUUAUCCCCACCAUCCUGUGGAUGUUCAUCAUGGCCCGUCUGAUUACCCUGUACCUUCCCGCCCGUUAUUUGCUUAUCUGGGCCAACUGGAUCUGGCAGAGAACGGUAGUCAGAGCUGUCAGCUACAUUCCUCCUAUUGCUCGAAUUCCUCUGGCUGCUCUUGGUUGCAUUGGUGUCAUUCUUCUGGGUACUUUUGUCAUCCGAGAGUACCCCGAUUCGAAACGAUCUGAUCGAGCCAUCUCCUUCUUUGGUUGUAUCGUGGCAAUCUUCGCCCUGUACGUCACCUCCAACAACAGAAAGGCUAUCAAGCCCCACACCAUCAUCACCGGUAUGCUGAUGCAGUACAUUGUGGCUCUGUUUGUGUUGCGAACCAAGGCUGGUUACGACAUCUUCAACUUCAUUUCGUUCCUUGCUCGAAAGCUGUUGGAGUUUGCCAAGGAUGGUGUUGCCUUCAUCACCACGCCGGAGACUUCCCAGCUCGGAAUGUUCUUCUUCACCGUGCUCCCCGCUGUGCUCUUCUUCAUUGCAUUCAUCCACAUCUUCUUCUACUGGGGAUGGAUCCAGUGGGGUGUGUGUAAGUUUGCCUACUUUUUCUUCUGGACCAUGUCGGUGUCAGGUGCAGAGUCGGUUGUCGCUGCCGCCUCUCCUUUCAUUGGACAGGGAGAGUCUGCUAUUCUCAUCAAACCCUUCAUUCCUCACCUGACCAAGGCCGAGAUCCACCAGAUUAUGGCUUCUGGUUUCGCCACCAUCUCCGGAUCCACCCUCGUCGCCUACAUUGGUAUGGGUAUCAACCCCCAGGCAGUGGUCUCCUCAUGUAUCAUGUCUAUUCCCGGCUCCAUUGUCUGCUCCAAGCUCCGAUUCCCUGAGACUGAAGAGACUCUGACCUCUGGACGAGUCGUCAUUCCUGAGGACGAUACUGCCGAGGCCGAUAACGUGCUGCACGCCUUUGCUAACGGUGCUUGGCUUGGUCUCGUCAUUGCAGGUGCUAUCAUGACCACCCAGCUGUGUAUCAUUGCCCUGGUGGCUCUGAUCAACGCUCUGCUGACCUGGUUCGGAGGCUUCUGGAACAUCCAUGACCCCAAUCUUACCAUCGAUAUGAUGCUUGGCUACCUCUUCUACCCCGUUGGUUUCCUGCUCGGAACUCCCCGAAACGAAAUCUACAAGAUCUCCAAGCUCAUUGGUGUCAAGAUCAUCCAGAACGAGUUUGUUGCCUACGGAAUGCUGUCCGACCCCAAGGGUGAGUACGUCAACCUGUCCAAGCGAGGAGCCAUGCUGGCCACCUACGCUCUGUGUGGUUUCGCCAAUGUUGGUUCUGUCGGUACCCAGAUUGGUGUGCUUGGAAAACUUGCCCCCGGACGAUCCGGAGAUAUUUCCAAGAUGGCCAUCUCUGCUCUUAUCACCGGAGCCAUCUCUACCCUGCUCUCUGCUUGUGUCGCCGGAAUGGUUCUGGCCGAUAUGACCCACUUCCUGACCCCCAUCCAGGCUGUUGCUGCCGAGGCCGCUGCUAAGGCUGCUGGAAACGGUUAG